AUCUGGCGUUCACUGCAGCGCUGGUCCGGCAGUCUCUGAUAUCUGUUCCUGAUCUCCAUGAAGUCCUGCGUCUCCUGCUGCCUACAGGACCUGAAGGAGAGCUGCUGUCACUCAUGGAUGCUCUUGGACCCAGAGAAGAGGAGGCGUCAGGUUGCUGCAGGGCUCUGGCACACACACUGAAGCAGGACGUGUUGAGCAGAAGCGCUGGUCACGCACAGCACACACACCGAGAGACGCAGCGGCUGAUGAAGAAGCGUCAGCAGUGUCUGGAUGCGCUGCUGUCUACAAACACUCCUGCGGAUCAGCAGAGAAGACGUCGACGCACUCGAGACCAGCCUGAGGCGGAGCUCACGAGGACACAUGAUAAUGAGGGGGCGUGUCCUGUGGGUGUGGCUCAGGGCAGAAUUGACACUACUAUUAUGCAUGAUAAUGAGGGGGUGUGUCCUGUGGGUGUGGCUCAGGGCAGAAUUGACACUACUGUUAUGCAUGAUAAUGAGGGGGUGUGUCCUGUGGGUGUGGCUCAGGGCAGAAUUGACACUACUGUUAUGCAUGAUAAUGAGGGGGUGUGUCCUGUGGGUGUGGCUCAGGGCAGAAUUGACUCUACGAGGACACAUGAUAAUGAGGGGGCGUGGCCUUUGGCUCUGGGCAGUAUUGACUCCUCUGAGCGGCUGUUUGUUUUCCGCUGUGCUCCGCCCACAGCGCAGCAGCACACACACAAGAAGAAACGCAGCUUCCUGAACUUCAAGAAGAGCAGCGUGGCUCCGCAACCACACACGUGACCAACCACACACCCCAAUGCAUGAUGGGAAGGCAUGUGUAUUACUCAUGUUUAAUGCGGUACUUAUUGCUCCUAGAGGAAGAUCGAUUAGGGUGUUUCCUGUUGAUGUGUGUGUGUGUGUGUGUGUGUGUGUGUGUGUGUUCAUCUGUUCGUGAGGGCCAGGUUGCAUGUUCUAUUGUCCUGGUAAAGACGUGUGUUAUCUCAAUACAGUUCUUCAUCCUCCAGUGUGCAUGUUCAAUACUCAUAUCAGCUGAUCACCUGAGUCAGAUACACCUGCAGCUUACAGCUUUGUGUGUGUGUGUGUGUGUGUGUGUGUGUGUUCUGCGCUGUUAUGCUGCUGUGUGGCCGCCAGAGGGCGACACGAGCUUUAUACUGGCUUUUUUAGAAGCGUUAUUAACACCACAAGAGGAUUUACAGUCUACACUAGACAGACAAAUCAAAAUAAACACCAGCAGAGUCACGUGUUCUCAGUGCUCUGUGUGUGUGUGUGGACUCUCAGGAGGUGUACUCAUCAUCUGAAGACUUUAAUAAAGCAGUAUAUGAGCA
This is a messenger RNA of Danio rerio (zebrafish), 1324 nucleotides long. NCBI's taxonomy places the organism in Eukaryota, Metazoa, Chordata, Actinopteri, Cypriniformes, Danionidae. The record is from RefSeq and is a predicted model, not a curated record.